Messenger RNA from Eubalaena glacialis (North Atlantic right whale), 2238 nucleotides. RefSeq names its product interleukin 12 receptor subunit beta 1 (gene IL12RB1). The transcript has 16 exons. Gene Ontology annotation, molecular function: protein binding; cytokine receptor activity. Lineage: Eukaryota; Metazoa; Chordata; Mammalia; Artiodactyla; Balaenidae. Gene Ontology annotation, biological process: cytokine-mediated signaling pathway. The record is from RefSeq and is a predicted model, not a curated record. Bases 16 to 2238 code for a protein of 740 amino acids. Gene Ontology annotation, cellular component: external side of plasma membrane.
CUCUUCAAGGACCGGAUGGGGCAACGGGUGACCAGGCUGGUCCCCCUCCUUCUCCUCCUGCUCCCCCGGCAGGGCACUGAAGCCUGUGGCACCAUGGGGUGCUGUUUUCAGGACCCGCCGUAUCCGGAUGCAGACUCAGGCUUAGCUUCGGGCCCCCGGGACCUAAACUGCUACCGGAUACUCAGCAACGCUGGUUAUGAAUGUUCCUGGGAAUAUGAGGGCCCUGUAGCUGGGGUCAGCCACUUCCUGAGAUGCUGCCUCAAGCCUGGGCGCUGUUGCUACUUUGCCGCAGGCUCAGCCACCAAGCUGCAGUUCUCCGACCAGGAUGGCAUAUCCGUGCUCCACGCUGUCACUCUCUGGGUGGAAUCCAGGGCUGCCAACUGGACAGAGAAGUCCCCCAACAUUACCCUGAACCUCUACAGCUCAGUUAAAUACGACCCUCCUCCAGGAAACAUCAAUGUGUCCAGGUCAGCGGGGCAGCUGCUCAUGGAGUGGGAGACCCCAGCCCACCAGGAUGAUGCUGAGGUACAGUUCCGGCACCGGACACCUGGCAGCCCGUGGAAGUUGGGCGACUGUGGACGUCAGGAUGAUGCUGGCUUCGAGUCAUGCCUCUGCCCCUUGGAGACGGACACGGCCCAGGAAUUCCAGCUGCGGCGACGGCUGAGGCCAGGGGUCCGCGGAGGUCCCUGGAGUAGCUGGAGCAGCCCUGUGUGCAUCCCCCCCGAACCCCCCCCACAGGCCAAGGUGAGGUUCUCUGUGGAGCAGCUCCGCCCAGAUGGGAGGAGGCAGGUGACCUUGCAUGAGCAGCUGCCCCAGCUGGAGCUUCCGGAAGGCUGCCGCGGGCCCGACUCGGGCAUGGAGGUGACCUACUAUGUCCGCCUGCAUAUGCUGUCCUGCCCGUGUAAGGCCAAGGCCAUGAGGACUCUGCGCCUGCGGAAAAAGCUCAUCCUCUCGGGUGCCGCCUACGACCUGGUUGUCGUUUCCCGGAAUCGCUUUGGCCUCGGUCCCAACCAGAUAUGGCACAUUCCUGCCUACACCCACUCAGAACCAGGGGUUCUGAAUAUCAGUACCGGAGCCAACAGGACCACCAUGCAUUGGCCAGCCCGAGCCCAGGGCAUGACGUACUGCAUUGAGUGGCAGCCCCAGGGCCAGGACGAGAGCCUUGCCACCUGCACCCUGACGGCACCCCAGGACCGGGACCCUGCUGGAAUGGCAACGCACAGCUUGAGCCAAGGAUCUGGGGCAAUGUGGCAGAAGGAGUGUUACCGCAUCACUAUCUUUGCCUCUGCACACCCGGAGAAGCCCACCUCGUGGUCCACCGUCUUGUCCACCUACCACUUUGGAGGCAAUGCCUCAGAGGCCGGGAUCCCACAACGUGUGUCUGUAAAGAAACUCAGCCAGGAUUCAGUGUCUGUGGACUGGACACCAUCUCUGCUGAGCACCUGCCCCGGCGUCUUGAAGGAGUACGUUGUGCGCUGCCAGGAUGAGGCCAGCAACCAAGUAUCCGAGCUGUCAGUGAAAGCCACAGAGACCCAGAUGACCCUCCGGGGCCUGCGGGCUGCCACAGCUUACAAGGUGCAGGUUCGAGCAGACACAGCCAAGUGGCGGGGUGCCUGGAGCCACCCCCUGCGCUUCACUGUCGCAGGAGGUGGCUCUCCCCCAGCCCAAGCUCUUCUGCUUCCAGAAGUCCAGGUUUCUGAGUUGUCCAAUUUGUCCAUCUUCCUCACAUCUUUGGGGAGCUUCGUGAGCAUCCUUCUCCUGGGAAUCUUUGGGUACCUCGGCUUGAACAGGGCUGUAAGGCACCUGUGCCCACCCCUGCCCACACCUUGUGCCAGCACUGCCGUCGAGUUCUCUGGCAGCCAGGGGAAGGAGGUUUGGCAGUGGACCAGCCCAGCAGACUUCCCGGAGGAGGUGUCCCAGCAAGAGGCCCUGGUGGUGAACAUAUCCUGGGACAAAGGAGAGCGAGCUGACAUGGACACAGCUGGGCUUCUCAAGGAGAAGAUGGAGCUGCCUCUGGGUGCCCCUGAGCCAGCCCUGGACACGGAGCUGCCCUUGAAGGACAGGAAAUGGGUGAAGGGAUGCCCUGAGGCUGGGACUCUGGGGCCUGGCCGGCAGGACAGUCUGGAAGACAGCCCUGCCCAGGCAGCUGGACUCCCGCUGCUCCUGGGAGACCUAAGGCAGACCCCCAAAUUCUGUUCCCAGGGAGAAACAGAAACAUCUGCCUCCUCUUACAGAUAG